CAUGUAACCAAAAUGACACACAUGUUUAAUAUGCACACCCCUCUUUUUUUCCAUGUGGGGGCAGUGCAGUUCUAUUAUCAAUAUCAAAUUUCAUUCAGAGGAAGUGUGUGGAUGAGCUUAAACAUUUUCGGUCCGUCAGUUCAAGGCAGAAGUCCUCACAUCACUAUUCAAUGAUAAGAAGCAAUGGGUGGACCAGUAGAUGGCACUAAGCUCAUUUUGAGUCGAAAGGCAUUUCUUAUAGAAACCCUAAGGGAAGAUUCGGAUUUUGUCCUGCAGCAUUGCCAUUCACUAAACAUACUGUCCAAUAAUGAAUACAACAACAUCAAAGACAUUAAUAACCGAUCAAAGCAGGUUCGGGAUAUCCUGGAUUAUGUGAUUCACAAAGGCAACAAAAGUGCACUGGAAUUCCUAAGGUUGCUGAGAAGACAAGACAUGCAAGACACAUUUCCAAAACUAGAGGUGCUUCAAGACCUGUCAAUCAACAAACGAAAAGCCCCAAAAUCUAUAGAAACAACAGCAAAAAGAAAAACAGAGCUGGAAAACAAUGUUCUCAGCGAGCAGCCAUGCAUGACCAAUUCCAGAAUGGUGACCGAGAAGGAGAUGAUGAAGGUCGCCCGAUGCAUUGGGAACAGCUGGAGGGAGGUGGGCAUUAUGGCACUGGAAAUGAGCACCACUACUCUUCAGCAGAUCGAGGAGGAUAACAAAUUACACACCGAACGCGUUUUUGCCAUGUUGCGACGAUGGAGCAUGCGCGAGAGGGAUGGGGCCACAGCAUUCUGUCUCUAUAACCUCUUAACCCAAGAGGAGAACGGCGUGGACCCCCGGAAAAUAAACUUUUUGCUGGAAAACAACUGAGGCCUGUGAGAGCACUCAUUAAAGUAGCACUUAGACACACCACUAGAGGGAGCUAUAACUGCUAGACAGUUACAAUAGAUAAUGUUUACUGCUUUAUGGUUGUUGUUUGUUUAUUAAGGGUAUAUUAAAGUACGAUAUAAGCUCAAGCGCAACAGCUUAGAAUAUCAAGCGGGUAUUUCAGAUGGUUCUUAAUGUCUAAACUUUUGUUUAGACAUUGUUUGCUUAAAUUAAGUCUUUUAUUGUGUGAUCCAUAAUUUCUUUUUAAAG
This is a messenger RNA of Paramisgurnus dabryanus, 1122 nucleotides long. RefSeq lists its product as uncharacterized. Gene Ontology annotation, biological process: signal transduction; regulation of apoptotic process. Gene Ontology annotation, molecular function: protein binding. NCBI's taxonomy places the organism in Eukaryota, Metazoa, Chordata, Actinopteri, Cypriniformes, Cobitidae. The record is from RefSeq and is a predicted model, not a curated record.